Molecule: messenger RNA, 3382 nt
Organism: Mya arenaria
Lineage: Eukaryota; Metazoa; Mollusca; Bivalvia; Myida; Myidae
Exons: 5
Coding region: 334-2400 (688 amino acids)
Molecular function (GO): protein binding
Source: RefSeq, a predicted model, not a curated record
AGAUAUUUCAGUAAGCAGGAACUCUCCGGUGGUGUCCUCAUCCAAAAACAUGAUAAAACUUCUGAUGAACAACAUGGAAAUUUCACACUUCAAGAAGCUUUAAAACCUGAUAAUCUUAUAAUUGUUUCUGUCUGGACUGCAAACGGUGUAGGAUUAAACAGCUCGGUUGCACGUGUAUCCCUAUUUGCAUUGUCAAGUGUGACAUCUGCCGUUAUUAUUGAAAAUCAGCGGGGAAUACUCGAACUAGAGAAGCACUCUUGUGGCGUUCAUUUUUGCAACAAGGACUGCACAUGCGCUGUAGUUGGAAAGCCAUGUAUUGAAGUUGAAACAAAUAUGUCGUGCGUCGAGAUUGAUGCAUUUAACACGACUGAUAACGAAGUGGCACGGUUUGCAGUUUUUGGAGGCCUUCAGUUUCAGCCUUUGACUUUAACAGCAUCAUCAGCUUGUCUUGCCGGGCACUGGACUCAGAUCGAACACUCGAGAAAGGAUCCAGACAUUCAUAGAUUUGAGUGGAGUAUUGGAAUUCACAAUCAGCCGCAUGGAGAAGGGAUUUUCGAUUUACAAAAGGAGUUUCCCUGGGUUGAUAUAGGUUUGCGACAAGAAUUUGUUCACUGCUUGCCUAUCAAUAGAUCUCUUAUUCAUGGCGAGCUCUACGACAUAUACGUUAAAACUUGGUAUGGACCAAAUAAAUCCGCCAUAUUUACGUCGGAAUCUAUUAAAAUUGAUCAAACUCCCCCAAGUGUGCGUAGAGGACGAUAUAUUAUCGAAGGCAUAGGUGAUUGUGCAACAGAUCUUGACUUCAUAGACUGGACGGAUGAGAUUUCGGCGUGUUGGUCCGGGGUCUUUAGUGAGCAACAGAGCCAUAUACAACAUUACUCAGUUGCCUUAGGAACUUCACCAAACGUUGAUGAUGUAUUUGCAUCAGCGAAUAUGGGAUUGAAAACAAAUAUUUCCAUCGGUAAUCUGACUUUGGAGCACGCCGUUAGAUACUAUUUUACUGUCACUGCCGUGAAUACUGCAGGGCUUCACACUUCGGUUUCGUCGGACGGAUUUAUAAUCGAUACGACCCCACCAUCAGAUGGCGUUGUUUAUAAUACAAAUGCGUAUAAAAACGUUGCAUACCAAUCAUCCGUUACAUCUCUAGGACUUUCGUGGCAUGGGUUUCAGGACCAUUGUUCAGGAAUAAACAGUUACUAUGUUGCUGUUGUGGAAAAUCAAGUGCCUCCUUAUUCUAUUACGAAUUUUACACAAGUUUAUCUCAUGACGAGUUUUACCAUCAAGGAUUUAGAUAUGAUUCCUGGCAGCGUUUAUUACGGUGUGGUCAAGGCCAUUGAUGCCGCGGAACAUGAAAGUCAUCUUAUUGUAUCACCAGGUGUCAUCAUCGAUCCUUCUCCACCCAAAGGCUACUAUUGUAACCAGUUUGAACAUACGGAUGUCAUUGAAUUGUUGGACGAUUCGAAGGUUAAUGGGACGAAGACAAUUGUUGCAAAAUUAGACAAAGAUACCGUAUACAGAAUUGAAGGGUCUAUUAAAAAUACUUUUGUAGACUCAGUUAUUCUUCAAAUCAAUCGUUUCAUGACCAGACUCCAAACUGCUCUGAAUCAUAAACAAAUUGCUGAAUUUUCAUAUACGUUUGAGUCAAUGGAAAAAGGGGCCCAGAAUAUUACCAUUAGUGUUGAAAAAAAUAAUAAUAAUUUCACUAACAUCUUAGAAACAACUCAUUUACAAAGAUGUGCGUCUAUUAUUGAAAACAACGCAAAAGCUCUUCAUGUUCGGCAAAUAAGACAUGAUUCUGUAGCUGUUACUGCUAUGAUUCAGGAUAAAGAAAGUGAUCUGAAAAUGGUACAAAUUGGUGCAGGUACCACACCUGGAGGGCUUCAAAUUCAGCCAUUAACACAUAUUCAUGUUGAUAUAAUGAGUGUGGUUAUUAAAGGUCACCUUGUGCAUGCGAUGAAAGUAUAUACGACGAUUAUUGCUGAGAAUCAUGCAGGCCUGAGAUCAGUUUUCCAGUCAACAGAACCAAUUAUUAUUGACCAUACUUCUCCGAUUAUCACUGAUCUGGAGGCUUUAGCAACGGUAGUCUAUGUCAAUGAGUCGGGUGAAAUAGAUUCAAGAGUUCAGAUCAAUGCAACCUGGAAUGCGCAAGACGAUGAGAGCGAUAUUAUACAUUGUACUUGUUCUGUUGGAAUGUUUCCAAACAAAGACGAUGUACAAGACAAAUGGUUUGCGGAUACUCUGUCAGCGUGUGAGUCGAACCUUCUACAACUUAAACACGGCGAUAAGGUGUACGUCAAUAUCAACUGUGUCAACAAUGUUGAACUAGCAACGACGAAAACUGUAGCUUCUAAUACCGUAUCCAUGGAUUUCAUUACUUCAAACCAAGUGACAGUUAACAUAUAACCAGUUAACGAAGGUCUGUUCAGCUCAAUGCCGCUUACUGUAGGCCCGGUUAAAUUACAAUCAAACACAUCCUUGGUGCAAAUCAGUUGGUCAGGAUUCGAAGAUACAUCCGGUAUUGACUUUUACGAAUAUUGCAUAUCGGACGAAAGAAAUGCCACUAUUGUAGACUGGACAAAUGUUCACUUGAAGACGGUGGCAAGUGCUCGCGGGCUAACAUUACACAAUACAGAAACAUUGAACGUAAGCGUCAGGGCUACAAACACCGGACAGCAUAGAAGUGAGGCCGUUCAUGCUUCCAUAUUCAUUAUCAGUCAGCCUCCAGCUUUGUCAGGAAGCCCUAUACUUGUAACUCGAAACGAGCAUCUUAUUCACAUCGACUGGGAACAGGCCUUCGAUACUCUUCCGGAAAUUCCAGUUGUUUGCAGCCUCGUUGUGGGAUCCGGAGAAGGAUUCACCGACAUUUUGGAUAUCAACUAUUACACCGGACAUACAUAUGAUAUUGUGGCUCCAUCGUCUACGCUGAUUUCCCCGAAGAUAACAGAGUUGUUCUUUACUAUAACAUGUACUUAUCCAACAGGGAUGUCCAGCGUGUACAGGACAAUAUUCACAUUGUAAUAAUUUACUUGCUAGUUGCAACGCUUGGUUUUUGCAAAGCUAGUGUUUUUGUUAUUACAUUUCAUAGUGUUGCUUUCAGUAUAUUUACAUAAAUGCCUUAAUAUUGUGUGGGGUCGUUACUCUUCUUCAUUGUUAUCUUAACCAUUGUUGUUCGAUGCAGGCGGAAAACCGUGGACUAGUUACUUUUACACUAUUACGUCUAACUAUAUUGCUUUAUAAAAAUACGUUGUAUUUGUACACGUUUGCCGUGAUUUACUUUCAAUCUUUACAUGCUGUUCGGUAUUUACAUACUAAAUUGAGUCGCGGUUUGUGUUGCUUCCGUUUCUAUAGUUACAAAUAUAUUUGAAAAUAUAAGCAUUAUGUCUGA